Molecule: messenger RNA, 4113 nt
Organism: Mirounga angustirostris (Northern elephant seal)
Lineage: Eukaryota; Metazoa; Chordata; Mammalia; Carnivora; Phocidae
Product: transcription factor SPT20 homolog
Exons: 1
Coding region: 1-4113 (1370 amino acids)
Biological process (GO): regulation of transcription by RNA polymerase II
Cellular component (GO): SAGA complex
Molecular function (GO): transcription coregulator activity
Source: RefSeq, a predicted model, not a curated record
AUGCAACAGGCUGUAGAACGAGCUUUGGACCGUGCGGACUAUGUCAUCGCAAGUGCCCAGCAGAGGCCUCCUAAAAGGAAACGCUCGUCGAGUGGGGAAGCAUCUCUCUAUGAAAAACUUUAUGACAUGUAUGUGGAAGAAUGUGGGAAAGAGCCUGAGGCUCCGGAGGAGCUAAGAAGCAACGUGAACUUGCUAGAGAAGCUCGUCAGGAGAGAGUCGUUGCCCUGUUUGGUGGUCAACCUACACCCGGGAGAGGGGGGAUAUUCGCUGAUGCUCGAGGGGAAACAUGGGGCGUGUUCGGAGACCAUUCGGCUGCCUUAUGAAGAAGGGGAAUUGCUGGAAUACCUGGAUGCUGAGGAGUUACCCCCUGGUCUGCUGGCCCUCCUGGAAAAAUUUCAGGUUAACAUUUUCCACUCUGGGUGUGUCAUAGCACAGGUGCGGGACUACAGGCAGUGCUGUGGUGGGGAACCUCCCGGCUACCAGAGCAGGCAUAUUCUCCUGCGCCCGACCAUGCAGACGUUAGCCUGCGACGUGCAGUCCAUAAGCAGCGAUGGCCAGGAAUGGACCCAGGAGGACAAACUGCUGCUUGAGAGCCAACUGAUCUUGGCUACUGCGGAACCCCUGUGUCUCGAUCCUUCCGUAUCAGUAGCCUGCACGGCAAACAGGCUGCUCUAUAACAAGCAAAAGAUGAACACUCGCCCGAUGCAAAGGAGCUUCAAGAGGUAUUCUGCACCCUCUCUGAGUCGGCAGCGGCAGCUGUCCGGUUGCCCACCUCCUCCUGAGCUAAAAGUAUUGACUUCUUGCAAAAAAAGCAAAGAAAGUAAAACAAGUGAGAAUUCUGACUUCAUAAUUUCUAAAGCAGAAAAUUAUGUAGAUGUGUGGAAACAGAGACCCUGUGACUUGGCUGUACCUUCUGAAGUGGAUGUGCAGAAAUAUGCUAAAUGGGAGAAGUUUGUCAAAUAUGAUGACUCACAACCAACAGUCUGGCCAGCCCAUGAGGUAAAAGAUGAUUCUGUAUUUGGAUAUGAAGGUGGUGAUGAGUCUCAGACAACAAAGCUGACCUUCAUGCAGUCGCUUAAUGAUCCACUUAUCUCUGGAAAAAGAAGGCGACGUAAAAAAGUAAGAUAUGAGAGACAGAUGUCUCCUCCUCUGCACCCCUCCACAGAUGACCAUUCAGAUAGUGUCCUGCCGGGGUCAAAGACUGAUGCUGGGGUAGUAGUCACUGAGUCAGAAGUGGUGGUCCUGCAGAAGACCAAAUAUCUGGUCACCACGUCACAAAGUUCCAGCGACUCAGCCAGCCUCGGCCAGCUUCCUCCAGGGAAAGAAACUGAACAGCCUAAAAUUGUGUCUGUUCAGUCUUCAGUCCUGGGGAAGGGAGUCAGACAUCCAUCUCCAACCAUCAAACUUCCCUCGAGCUCAGAAAAGACUUCAUCAGGAAACAGUUUUACUCCAUGGCAAGGAAGCAGCUUUCUUAAAUCUCCAUCUCCUGUUCUUGCUUCUAACCCACCAAGUCUUUCUCAGAAAUCCACUGUGGACGUGAAUCCAGUUAGCCCAUUUCCUGCAGCCACCAUGUCCACUACCAGCUCAUCACAAAGAAUCCUGGCCACCCAGGUCACAAUCAACUCCCAGAAAUCCUCUGUGGAAGUGAAUCGAGUUAGCACACUUCCUGCAGCCACUGUGUCCACCACCAGCUCAACCCAAAGAACCCUGGCCACCCCAGUCAUGGCCAACUCCCAGAAAUCCUCUGCGGAACUGAUUCAAAUUAGCACGCUUCCUGCAGCUACCCUGUCAACUACCAGCUCAUCACAAAGAACCCUGGCCACCCAGGUCAUGGCCAGCUCCCAGAAAUCCUCUGUGGAAGUGAUUCAAAUUAGCACGCUUCCUGCAGCCACCCUGUCAACUAUCAGUGCAUCACAAAGAGCCCUGGCCGCCCCGGUCAUGGCCAACUCCCAGAAACCCUCUGUGGAAGUGAAUCGAGUUAGCACACUUCCUGCAGCCACUGUGUCCACCACCAGCUCAUCACAAAGAAUCCUGGCCACCCCUGUCAUGAACAACUCCCAGAAAUCCUCUGCGGAAGUCAUACGAGUUAGCACACUUCUUCCAGCCACUGUGUCUACCACCAGCUCAACCAAAAGAACCCUGGCCACCCAGGUCAUGGCCAACUCCCAGAAAUCCUCUGCGGAACUGAUUCAAAUUAGCACGCUUCCUGCAGCUACCCUGUCAACUACCAGCUCAUCACAAAGAACCCUGGCCACCCAGGUCAUGGCCAACUCCCAGAAAUCCUCUGUGGAAGUGAUUCAAAUUAGCACGCUUCCUGCAGCCACCCUGUCAACUACCAGUGCAUCACAAAGAGCCCUGGCCGCCCCGGUCAUGGCCAACUCCCAGAAACCCUCUGUGGAAGUGAAUCGAGUUAGCACACUUCCUGCAGCCACUGUGUCCACCACCAGCUCAUCACAAAGAAUCCUGGCCACCCCUGUCACGACCAACUCCCAGAAACCCUCUAUGGAAGUGAUUCGAGUUAGAAUGCUUCCUCCAGCUGUUUUGUCCACUACCAGCUCAUCACAAAGAACCUUAGCCACCCAGGUCAUGGCCAACUCUCAGAAAUCCUCUGUGGAAGUGAAUCGGGCUAGCAUCCUUCCUGCAGCCACUGUGUUCACUACCAACUCAUUGCAAAGAACCCUGGCCACCCCAGUCACAACCAACUUCCAGAAACCCUCUAUGGAAGUGAUUCAAGUUAGCAUGCUUCCUCCAGCCACUUUGUCCACUAUCAGCUCAUCACAAAGAGUCCUGGCCACCCCGGUCAUGGCCAACUCCCAGAAAUCCUCUGCGGAAGUGAAUCAGGCUAGCAUCCUUCCUGCAGCCACUGUGUCCACUACCAGCUCAUUACAAAGAAGCCUGGCCACCCCGGUCAUGGCUCAUUCCCAGAAAUCCUCUGCGGAAGUAAUUCAAGUUAGCAUGCUUCCUGCAGCCACCCUGUCAAAUACCAGCUCAUCACAAAGAACCCUGGCCAUCCCAGUCAUGGCCAGCUCCCAGAAAUCCUCUGUGGAAGUGAAUCAAAUUAGCAUGCUUCCUCCAGCCACCCUCUCAACUACCAGCUCAUCACAAAGAACUCUGGCCACCCGGGUCAUGGCCAACUCCCAGAAAUCCUCUGCAGAAGUGAUUCAAGUUAGCGUGCUUCCUCCAAUCACUCUGUCCACUACCAGCUCAUCACAAAGAACCCUGGCCACCCGGGUCAUGGCCCCUUCCCAGAAAUCCUCUGUAAAAGUGAAUCGAGUUAACAUUCUUCCUGCAGCCUCCCUGUCCACCACCAGCUCAUCACAGAGAAGCCUGGCCACCCCAGUGAUGGCCAACUCUGCGGGCCACAACAUCAUCAAAGUGGUGGGCCCUGGAUGUGGAACCCAGGCUUUGGGGAGAGGUCCCAGUCCCAGGAAGGGCUCUACCUCUGGGACCAUAGCUCCUGCAGGAAUCAAGCCCAGCACCCUACCCUCAAGAGCUCAGCCACCAAAUGCAGUGCCUGAUGCACCGCCGAUUCCUUCUCAAGUAGGUGUUCAAUUUAUUUUAAAUAAUGCCUCCAGUAUCAGUCCAGUAACUCUACUGGGGCUUCCACAAGGUUCGCUCCUUUUGAACACCCCACAGCAGCCUCAGCAGCAGUGGCUCUAUCAGUUGAUUCCCCAACCACAACUCCAACAACCCACAACUACUAGUCAACAGCCCACAAGUACUGGUCCUCAGGAGCCAGUGCCACAGGGUUCAAGUGCACGAGGUUCAACCAGUCAGAGAACAGUGUCAUCUGCUCAGCAAGCCAUUGUCCUUAACCUCCCUGGAGCAGGAAGUUUGCCGCAGCCCCAGGCGGUGCUGUUGGCUCCGCUUGGCUCUGCCGAGAGCCAGAGAAGACCCCGGCAGAUCAGCCCUCGCCCUGCGCACCCACUGCUGCCGGUCCCUGCCUCGCGGCCGCCGGCCCCACCACAGGCACAGCCCUUGAGAACCUGGCAGGGCCCCGUGGCUGUCAUGACAGUGGCCGCGCAGACAGCUGGGCCGCCUCGGGGCCAGCAGGCCGCGAGCCAGUCCAGAGGUAAAAUCAGGAAAGGUACAUCAACUACUCCAAAAUCCUAG